CUUCCUGUUCACCUUUCGCGUGACUGCAAGUGAGUGCAGAUCGCUACCGCUUGGGGUCUUCGCGCGUGUGCGCUCGCUGCUGCGUCUCGCUGGAAAGAUGCCGGGUCUGGCCGCCGCCAGCCCUGCCCCUCCUGAGGCUCAGGAGAAGAAGCCGCUGAAGCCUUGCUGCGCCUGCCCGGAGACCAAGAAGGCGCGCGAUGCGUGCAUCAUCGAGAAAGGAGAAGAGCACUGUGGCCAUCUCAUCGAGGCCCACAAGGAGUGCAUGCGAGCGCUGGGAUUUAAGAUAUGACGCGGUGGCCUACACUGUGAAUGAAAAAAAUCCCUGAAGAAUGAAGAAGAUUACAUAUUUUGGAAGUUCCUUGAUGCACUUUGAUAAGUGGAUAAAGUAUUUAUAAUUUAUUAAAAAACAGAAAGUGUGGCAAA
Molecule: messenger RNA, 423 nt
Organism: Arvicola amphibius (Eurasian water vole)
Lineage: Eukaryota; Metazoa; Chordata; Mammalia; Rodentia; Cricetidae
Product: cytochrome c oxidase copper chaperone
Exons: 3
Coding region: 98-289 (63 amino acids)
Biological process (GO): mitochondrial respiratory chain complex IV assembly
Cellular component (GO): mitochondrial intermembrane space
Molecular function (GO): copper ion binding; copper chaperone activity
Source: RefSeq, a predicted model, not a curated record